AUGCCUAAAAAUGCCGAUUACUCCCGCAAAGUCAGUGUUAGCGUUGGUUCUGUUCUAAACCAGCAAGAAGCCGCCGUGGCUGCAGCCAAGGCCAGCACCGAUCAUCCGCAUGGAGCAGUGGGCGCAAGAUCCGUAUCCGCCUAUGACGAUCCUACGGCUCUACGACUCCACUCCUCAAUGCUGAAUAACUACCCAUCCCGAAUUGACAUCAGCAGUUUCCAUGGCGAAAAAAUUAACAGUGCAGCCAUUUCAUAUCUGCAGCCUGAUCUCAGUCGCGGAACUGUUGCAAAACUACGGGUGAUUUUGGGUGCCGACUAUGACGAUGCUUGGAUGUCGGUAGAACCUCGACCGCCAGGUAACGAAUCAACUGGGUACCCACCGUCAUCAUCCAAACAAAACCUCCUACGACAGGUGGAAGCAAUGAAUUUCAGCAUUUUUGACGAGUCCCCUGGGGCUAUGCAUCAGGAGAUUCCGUUGAGUGAGAAGGAGUCAAACAUACUAAGGAGGUGGUUGGUACAACGCGCCGACUGUCCUGUGCAAUAUGUGUGGCGAGACAAUGGAAAUCGGUACUGGCCACGGUGGAUUCGGCAUGCUGUUUGCAAGGAGGCUGUUGCCUGCUCCUGGCCUCCUGGAAUGCAGUGCAAGCCCAGUGGAACCAAAACUCUGACAUUGCUUAGAUGGGUGAGUUGA
Molecule: messenger RNA, 690 nt
Organism: Hydatigera taeniaeformis
Lineage: Eukaryota; Metazoa; Platyhelminthes; Cestoda; Cyclophyllidea; Taeniidae
Source: the annotation of a GenBank genome assembly